Molecule: messenger RNA, 884 nt
Organism: Serpula lacrymans var. lacrymans S7.9
Lineage: Eukaryota; Fungi; Basidiomycota; Agaricomycetes; Boletales; Serpulaceae
Exons: 3
Coding region: 87-731 (214 amino acids)
Source: RefSeq, a predicted model, not a curated record
CACUUGCUCUUAGUUUGGAGUAUCGUCCUUACUUAUCGUCCAUACCUGUUAAAUCUUGCAAGUAGAGGUAGCUUGCGGCUAGGCUUAUGAUGGAGAACGCAGAAACAACUUCUAACUCUUUGGGACUCGACUUUGAGACUUCCGCCCCUCUGGAAGAUUCUUCAAAUACUGUGCCAUUUGACUCCACCAGUACCGAGAUAGAACAAGAGCAUUUGGAAUCAUCUCUACCUGUAAACAGUGAUGUGAAAUCCAAGAAAAAACCGUAUCUUAAUCCUGAACGCGUCAAAACGGGUGGGGUACAACGGGAAAAACCAAGCGAACAGGAGCUGGCAAAUCGUAUGGCCCGUAUUAAGGACCAGAAUGAGAAAAUCAAACAGAGAAGGAUGGAUGUUCAGGCCGACGAAGAAGCAUUCAAAAAAACGCAAGAAGCUGAACGUAUACGACAAGUUCACAACCGCGAAGUGCAGGAGCAUGUCGAUCGCACUCGCGAACAGAAUGCUCGAAAGAAAAUGGAUAAAGUUCAGAGCCGGGAGUGGGACUCUGGCAAGUCAGUUUCAUAUUCAAAGGAGAGAAGGCUACCGGUGCCGGUAGCCAAGGUCGCUGGUGAUAAUGUCACAUCGAGUACGUCUUCUUCUCGGAAAGGCGGAAGACCUAGGGAUGCAGGUCGCGAUGAUGUUAGUGCACAACACACUUUAACUCCAAAGUCGUCACAAAAAGAUAGUAUCCAAUGAGUAGAUUUAUAAUAUUUUACACCAACAGCGAGCUGUCAAAGCCACUAUACAGUUACCAAUGUCUUUAAAUACCCUAGCGUUCUCUGACUUUACCUAGUCUCCCAUAUGCAUUGUACGUUAGCCUCCCCAUCCACAGUUUCGAGUGUUUAGGAU